AUGUACACGCUGCACGCCAGGAUGGGCCGCCGCUGCGCCACGUGGCUGCUGCUGUGCGCUGCUGUCCUCCUCGCCUGCUGCCUUUGCGGCUGCGCGGCGAACGACAAAGAGAACGAGUGUGGGAGUGGAAAGAAGCCGGUUCCCCGCCUCCCGCUAAGGCUCUAUGUGAUUCUCACGUGGGAGUACAUGAAGCACCUUUUGUUCUGA
Messenger RNA from Leptomonas pyrrhocoris, 207 nucleotides. RefSeq lists its product as hypothetical. The coding region runs from base 1 to 207 and encodes 68 amino acids. NCBI's taxonomy places the organism in Eukaryota, Euglenozoa, Kinetoplastea, Trypanosomatida, Trypanosomatidae. The transcript has a single exon. The record is from RefSeq and is a predicted model, not a curated record.